Xenopus laevis (African clawed frog) is the source of this 1397-nucleotide messenger RNA. RefSeq names its product myogenic differentiation 1 L homeolog (gene myod1.L). Gene Ontology annotation, cellular component: nucleus. Gene Ontology annotation, molecular function: protein dimerization activity; DNA-binding transcription factor activity, RNA polymerase II-specific; RNA polymerase II cis-regulatory region sequence-specific DNA binding. The record is from RefSeq and is marked provisional. Gene Ontology annotation, biological process: regulation of transcription by RNA polymerase II; regulation of DNA-templated transcription; positive regulation of myoblast differentiation. Lineage: Eukaryota; Metazoa; Chordata; Amphibia; Anura; Pipidae.
AGCAACUGCUACAAGUCAAGUCUCUGCUCCAAACUGCGGGUAUUUGGCCUGGACCCCCGAGUUGUGGAUCUGUGGGACCCCCCGGCUGUUUCUAUGGAGCUCUUGCCCCCAGCACUCAGGGACAUGGAGGAGACCGAGGGAUCUCUCUGCGCCUUCCCGACCCCCGACCACUUCUAUGACGACCCCUGUUUCAAUUCGUCCGACAUGAGUUUCUUUGAAGAGCUGGAGCCCAGGCUGGUGCACGUGACUCUGCUGAAGCCGGAGGGCCCCCGGCACGAGGAGGAGGAGGAGGAGGAGCACGUGAGGGCCCCCAGUGGGCACCAUCAGGCGGGCAGGUGCUUGUUGUGGGCGUGUAAAGCCUGUAAGAGGAAGAGCAGCGGCGCAGACAGGAGGAGGGCCGCCACCAUGAGGGAGAGGAGGAGGCUCAGUAAAGUCAAUGACGCCUUUGAGACCCUCAAGCGAUGCACCUCGACCAACCCCAACCAGAGACUCCCCAAAGUGGACAUUUUGCGCAACGCGAUUAGUUACAUCGACAGUCUCCAAACUCUGCUCCGAGACCAGGAACAGUCUCUGUACCCCAAUAUGGAACAUUAUAGUGGGGACUCCGAUGCCUCCAGCCCCAGUUCCAACUGCUCCGACGGCAUGAACAGCCCCCCCUGCAGCUCCAGGAGAAGAAACAGCUACGACAGCAACUUCUACACUGACAGCCCCAAUGACGUGAGACUUGGGAAGAGCUCAAUGAUCUCCAGCCUCGACUGUCUCUCCAGCAUCGUAGAGCGAAUCUCCACCCAAAGCCCCAGCUGCCCCGCCCCCAUCUCUGUGGAUAGUGGAUCCGAGGGCAGUCCCUGUUCUCCUCUGCAGGGGGAGACACUGAGCGACAGAGGAAUCCCCAUCUCUUCUCCCGGCAAUUCCUGCACUCAACUGUCCCACGACCCCAGCAGCAACAUCUACCAGAUCUUAUAGGCCUCAGUCUGCCCCCUAUUGGUCACUUGUUUCCAUCAACUGGAUUCUCUCCUAAUUCCUUCCCAAUCCAUCAACUUCCCCUUUAUUUAUUGGUUUGUUCCAGCCAGAGGUUUCUGACAUAUUUCCCCUGUAAAUAACCGAACCCCUCCCAAUAUCCAAUCAGACUGAGGCUGGUGGUGAAGGACAGACCAUUCUGGAUCCUUAGGGGUUACAUGACCCCCCAAUGUUGUGUUGAAUACGGACAAUGGGGAAAUUCCCCCCUGAGGCCAAAGGAAACUUUAGGACCAUUUUUUAUAAGAUUUUUUAUAGAUUUGUAAAUAAGAAGCGAUUGUGCGAGAAAUGAGUCUUAUUUAUGUGCUUGUUGUGUUGUGCCAGAUGCUCCUUUAUAUAUUUAUACUGCGGGAAUAUUCUAAAUAAAGAACCUUAUUUAUAAA